AUGGAUUUCAUGGUAAUCGCCGCUCCCGCUAUUGCGGCCAUGCAGGAGCGUUCUGACAUCCUCGGCGGGAGACCAGAGGAUCGUAAAGCACGCGUACAUUCAUUACACCCAUUGCAAGAGAAGCUUAUGCAAAACUUGUUCUCGGUCGAUUGCAAGCUUGGCAUCGAAACAAAACAAGAAAUUCCCCAUCCUUAUCCACUCCAACAGAAGCUGAUGCGAAAAAUCUUUUCAGCUACAGCGACAGAAACGGGUUCGGAAAUCCCACAAGUGGUUAUCACCGAUCCAAGACCAUUGCGACAACAACCAGAGCCGAGGGUUAAAAUCUCGCUACGCAGAAGAAUUACGGAAUCUGCAACCUAUACCUGGCAGCUAGAAAUGACAGAGGAAAGUCCUUUUGUUUUUGAAGAAGUGCUGUAA
Molecule: messenger RNA, 417 nt
Organism: Cylindrotheca closterium
Lineage: Eukaryota; Bacillariophyta; Bacillariophyceae; Bacillariales; Bacillariaceae
Source: the annotation of a GenBank genome assembly